This is a messenger RNA of Amyelois transitella, 4181 nucleotides long. It is a transcript of the gene su(w[a]), whose product is annotated as protein suppressor of white apricot. The transcript has 16 exons. The record is from RefSeq and is a predicted model, not a curated record. Gene Ontology annotation, molecular function: RNA binding. The coding region runs from base 501 to 2918 and encodes 805 amino acids. Lineage: Eukaryota; Metazoa; Arthropoda; Insecta; Lepidoptera; Pyralidae. Gene Ontology annotation, biological process: mRNA 5'-splice site recognition; RNA processing.
AGUGAAUUUAAAGAGAAGAAAGAAGACCUUUUCGUGUUCGGCUACUCCUGCAAAUUGUUUCGGGACGACGAAAAAGCGCUGCACAUUGACCAAGGAAAGCACCUCAUUCCGUGGAUGGGGGAUGAAACGUUGAAAAUCGACAGGUUCGAACUGUUUUUUACUAUAAGAUUGCUACUUGUGGCGCUAAAAGUUAUAAACCUUAUGUAAAUGGUCAGAAAAUACUAAAUUUUGGAAGAUAUUAAGAUUUUCGCAGAGGAAUGUUUAUGGAGUGGCUGACUGGAGGAUCCACGGCUGAGGACGGCUUGAACACCGGUUAUUGAUACGGUGAUAAUCUUCGGUGGUAUGACGCACGGGGUGCCCUUCACGACCUGUCGGCACUGGAGGCGCCCUCAGGUGGCUAUGACUGGCGCAUCGAGCUCACACGAGCAGAGCUCGAUGUGGAACAGCUGUGUGACGAGGAGAGGUACAGGGCUUUACAUACAGAUGAAGAUGAAGAGGAAAUGUACAAAGAAGAGGAGCUGAAGCGUCUACACGCGGCGGGCUACGGACAGGUGGGCUUCAACUACGACACGCCACAGGCGCCGCAGCAGCCGCCGCCGGUGGAGCCCGACGAGCCGUUUGUUCCAACACCAACGUAUAAAGCUCUCUUUUCUACGGACAUUGUUAUGCCAACAUCAGAAAAACAGAACGCCAUAAUAGAGAAGACGGCCAAGUUCAUCGCGUCCCAGGGCGCUCAGAUGGAGAUCCUCAUCAAGACCAAACAGACGGACAACCCGCAGUUCAAGUUCCUGAACCGGGACUCCGUUCUACAUCCGUAUUAUACCGCGCUGACAGCGCUGGUGAAAGCUGGCAAGUGGCCAGAGAAGAUACCUGAACAAGUGGAGGAAAAACCGCCUGAGCCCGACGAGUAUUUACAUCCCAGCUUGGCGUCCACUAUUAUCGAAUCCGCGCCAUCAAUCCCCAGCAUCCACUACAAGCCGUCCGCGGACUGCGACUACACGAUGCUGAUCUCCAAGAUGCGCGGCGAGGGCGGCCUGGACUCGGUGUACAGCCCCGAGCGGGCGCCGGGCGAGGAGGCGCCGCCGGGCACGCAGCCGCUGCCGCCGCGCCGCGCCGCCAUGAUCGCCCGCCCGCCCGUCAUGUACGCCAGGGCGGAUAGCGUGCCUCAGACGGAGCCCCCACCGGCCGUUCCGUCUCAACAGGAACAAUACGCCGCUUACCUCGCUCAAUGUAAAGCGUUGCAGGUUUUAAGACAAGAGAACAAUAUCAAACCACCAACAAAGGUGGAGUCAACCGGUUUGAGUCUCAUGAAGAAUUAUAAUACGGACUCUGAAACUGAUGAUUCUGAUACCGACGAAACAUCUUCAACGGACAGCAAAGAGCAAGUCGCGAUACCGCCGGAAGAGAUCAAAGUGGUCAUAGAAAAAAUGGCCGCGUACGUAGCGAGGAACGGGGAUGAGUUCGCGGAGAUAGUGCGGGCAAAAAACGACCCUAGGUUCACGUUCUUAGAGCUCGAUAACGUGUACCACCCGUAUUAUAAACGGUUGAUGCAGGAGAAGAGGGGAGUGACCGCUAAUGGGAGGGAGAAGUCGAAGAGGUCUGGUGCACUGCUAUCUUUCUCCAUAAAAAAGAUGAAAGGGCCAGACCCGAUACUGCCCAAACCAGCUUUGCCCUACGAAUCCAGCUCAGACGAGGAUCCGGACAAGCAGACAGACAAACAGGAAGACAAGGAACCGGCUAAAAGUACCGCGCCCCCCACUUUCCCUGUACAAAACAUGCCCCCAGUCGUCGUUUACAAAAUGGAAGGGGCUGUUAAUAACGAUCUGCCUAUCGUGAAAACGAUUGACGCAAAAGUUGUACACCCAGCGCCUGUAGUAAAAGAAGUGGAGAAAAAAGGAGAUAGAGUAGAAGAAACACCUAAAAUUGAGAAUCAUGUGCCUAUUGUUGAAGUCAAAUUACAGCAGACUGAAGAAAAGGAGAAAGUGGUUGAGGUAGAGAAGGUGGUACUAGAAGAGAAGAAAGAAGUGGAGAUUAAGAAUAAAGAGAGGUGUCCAAAGAAGGAGAAGAGGAAACAUAAAGACAGAAAGAGGGAGUAUAGAUCUAAAUCUGAGAGUAGAGAAGUUAGGAAGGAAAGGCGGAGUGCGGAAAGAGAAGAGAGGAGAGAAAGGAAAAGGGAGAAAGGGGAGAGAGAAAAAAGACAUAAUAAAAAUAACAGAGAUGACUUGGAAAAUGAGAUAAUAUCUUUGGAUGACAAUUCUGAUGAUCUGGUCGACUUGACUGGUGAUUUGUCAGAUUCUAAAGGCGACACGGAGAGCGACCGCGCCAAGCAGCAGCAGCGGCGGCGGCGGGCGGCGGAGUUCCUCAGGAGGGUGGGGGUGGAGCCCGGCGCCGCGCUCGCCAUCCCAGCCAACUCGCUCGCCAGCGCCAUGGUGGACACAUUAGAAUCUAUUCGUAAGAAAAAAGCCGACGAAGAGGAGAAGAGACGGCGCCGCGACAAGAGACGACGUCGGGAGAGAUACGAUUACGAAGAAGGUGCAGAUAAGUCUCACAGAAAAAGCAAACGGAGAAAGUACAAUACGUCCGAGGAAGAAGAAUCUGACAUUGAUGGUAAAAAGAAGAGAAAGAAGAAGGACAAAAAGCACAAGACGAAGAAGAGGAGACGUCGCGACGUCGAACAGGAGGAAGAGGACCACCCCCUGAACAUUGACCUCACCACCACGCUGAAGGAGCUGCGAACAGCCUCGCCCACCAAGCAACUUGAGCUGGACACUGAGGAGACCCAGUUCAGCAUGAAGCAAGACUCCUCAUCGUCUGAUGAAGAAGAGAAGCCGAAGAAGAAGGAGAGGGAGUACAGCGAGGGGGAGUGGUCGAGCGACAGCGAACAGGACUCUGAGUCUGAGCAGAGCAAGGUUGAUUAGCGUCCGUUGGUACCAGACGAGCAAAACAAAAAACAUAACCGUGGAUGUCUCGACAGAUUUUCCGUGCUCCUAUUUUAUUCUGUGGUAUUUAUUAUAUAAUAUAGAUAAAAAAAAAAUACCGAAUAAAAAAAAAUGUAUUUCUCCUUUAUGGAGAAGACAGAGCCAGCGGUCUCGGAAAGACUCGAAGGCCACGUUCCUCUGAAUAAAUAAAUUGUGAUUUAAACCAAUAAAGAUUAUUUUAUUUAUUACAAGUGUAAUGAAAUGUAGAAAAGACAUGAAACGUGUAAUUUUUUUGUGGCAAUUCUGAAACAAUGUAGGUACAAUUAGAACUCAAUAAUAUUCUGUGACAACAGUGCAACAAUGUUACGUUCUGAUAAGAAAAUACAUAAAGUAUUGAAAAGUCUUUUUUUAUUGUUAAUAACUAAAUAAAAUAUUUCUUUUAUAUAAGAUAAUAUUUCUGCUGUAACAUUUGGCAAAAGGAAGACAGAUUUUGAAAUGAAAGGAAAUGUUUAACACUUAAAUGUUUCUUUACUUCAAAUAAAGAAUUUAUUAUUUAAAUAGUAAUAAUGGAUAAGCGUUUAUUUUCUAAGAUUAGUGUUUAUGUUGGCUUUCUAUCAAAGCUGUAAGGGUUUAUUUGUUAUAGCGUAACGUGAAAAAAAAAUAGAGAGAUUAACAGUACUACCAACUAGUACUAAUACUUAUGUUUAUGAACAAUGACAUUGUAACGUCACCUUUUCCGCUGAAUAAAGAUUUUUCGUUCUUUCUUUCUUACCACUUAUGAAAGUCGCCUCGGCAUUAUUCGACGGCGCAGAAUAGCGCAUCCUAUCGCCGAAUCAAAUCGAAUAAUAAAUCAAUAAAACAACAACCUUAUUGUAAGUGCAUUAAGCUUAAAAUCCAAAAACAAAAUGUCUCCUGCUAUCUCGCUCUUAUAAUAGUAGUACAACGGUUCAAAUAGCGCGCUCUGAUUGGCUCAACAGUUCAAAUAAUUUCAUUUCAAAAUGCAAUUUUUUUUAUUUUUUAAUAUCGUUUUUUAUAUGAAUUGGCAAAAUAAAAUUAAGCGUUUGUAAUCAUAAAUUCACAUUAGCAAAAAAAUGACUCGCUUAGUACCUAUACAUAACGUGUCAGCUGGGUCUAUGUCCGUGUACGGAACCCUCCCUUUUACUCGGCCCAUGAUAGAAAGCCGCCAUUAACGUUGUUGAUUAGAACCAAUUUAUAUGAUAAACUUACUUGUAUAUAUUUGUAAUUAAAUAUUGUGAAAUUUUA